Podarcis raffonei (Aeolian wall lizard) is the source of this 3825-nucleotide messenger RNA. It is a transcript of the gene STRBP, whose product is annotated as spermatid perinuclear RNA binding protein. Gene Ontology annotation, cellular component: precatalytic spliceosome. NCBI's taxonomy places the organism in Eukaryota, Metazoa, Chordata, Lepidosauria, Squamata, Lacertidae. Gene Ontology annotation, molecular function: single-stranded RNA binding; double-stranded RNA binding. The coding region runs from base 14 to 2101 and encodes 695 amino acids. The record is from RefSeq and is a predicted model, not a curated record. The transcript is spliced from 17 exons.
CCGGGCCCAGCCUAUGGGGGCGCUGGGCGCUGUCACGUGGCCCUGGAGCCCCCGAACGCUGCCUGCUGCGGAGCUUGCAAGAGCCGGACCGAGCCGGGCCGGGGGGACUGUGUGGAGGCGGAGAUCCAUCCGAUCGUUUGCCAACGAUGACCGGCACGUGAUGAUGAAGCACUCAACCAUUUACCCAUCUCCAGAAGAACUCGAAGCUGUCCAGAACAUGGUUUCCACAGUGGAGUGCGCCCUCAAGCAGGUCUCCGAUUGGAUGGAUGAAAUGAGCAGGUCCAGCAGGGCCGAGGGCAGCAUGGACAGCAAGGAGGAGCCUUCAGAUGUGGGCAGCGGCAAGGACCAUGGUGGCCGGGUCUUGUGUGGCGUGAUGAGGAUUGGCUUGGUAGCUAAAGGUCUGCUGAUAAAAGACGACAUGGACUUGGAGCUGGUUCUUAUGUGCAAAGAGAAGCCCACAGAGACCUUACUGUCUCUCGUCAAAGACAAUCUCCCCAUCCAAAUCCAGAAACUCACAGAGGAGAAAUAUCACGUGGAGCAUCAUGUGGGUGAGGCAGCCAUCAUAAUCCGUAGCACAAAGGAGCUUCCACUAACUCUCAAGGUGACCCUAACCUCCCCUCUAAUCCGGGACGAAGCUGAGAAGAAGGACGGAGUAGACAGUGUUCCGAUGAAAGACCCUCCGGACUUACUCGACAGGCAAAAAUGCCUUGAUGCUUUGGCGUCUCUGCGGCACGCCAAAUGGUUCCAGGCAAGGGCAAAUGGACUAAAGUCCUGUGUGAUUGUGCUGCGUAUUCUGCGAGAUUUGUGCAACAGAGUCCACACUUGGGCGCCGCUGAAAGGAUGGCCACUGGAGCUCAUUUGUGAGAAAGCCAUAGGCACGUGCAAUAGACCCUUGGGUGCCGGUGAAGCUCUGCGGCGAGUGAUGGAGUGUUUGGCAUCAGGGAUCCUGCUACCUGGUGGGCCUGGUGUGCAUGAUCCAUGUGAGCGGGAGCCAACGGAUGCCUUGUCCAAUCUGACUGUUCAACAGAGAGAAGCCAUUACCCACAGUGCCCAGCAUGCCUUGAGACAGUCAGCUUUUGGGCAGAUCUACAAGGUGCUGGAAAUGGAUCCUCUCCCUUCCAAUAAGUCGUUCCAGAAAUAUUCCUGGUCAGGAUCCGACAAAGAAGGUGCAGGCUCUUCCGCUUUGAAGAGGCCUUUUGAAGAUGGGUUGGGAGAUGAGAAAGACCCAAAUAAAAAGAUGAAGCGAAACUUGAGGAAAAUCCUUGACAGCAAAGCAAUAGAUCUCAUGAAUGCUUUGAUGCGUCUAAAUCAGAUACGGCCUGGAUUGCAGUACAAGCUCCUUUCUCAGUCCGGCCCUGUCCAUGCCCCGGUCUUCACCAUGUCAGUUGAUGUGGAUGGCACGACGUAUGAAGCUUCAGGGCCUUCCAAGAAAACCGCCAAGCUUCAUGUUGCAGUGAAGGUUUUGCAAGCAAUGGGCUACCCCACUGGUUUCGACGUGGACAUGGAAUGUACGAGCUCUGAUGAGAAGUCAGACACUGAAGGCAAAAACGAGACAGUCUCUUCAAACUCAAGCAAUAAUACUGGAAAUUCUACAAUGGACACCUCUGCUGCCUUGGAGGUGAGAACUCAGGGUCCCAUCCUCACAGCUAGUGGCAAGAAUCCGGUGAUGGAGCUCAAUGAGAAGCGGCGAGGUCUCAAGUAUGAGCUCAUUUCCGAGACAGGCGGCAGCCAUGACAAGCGCUUCGUGAUGGAGGUAGAAGUAGAUGGGCAGAAGUUCCGAGGGGCUGGUCCCAACAAGAAGGUGGCCAAGGCAAGCGCAGCUUUGGCAGCUCUUGAGAAGCUCUUCUCCGGCCCCAACGCACCUGCCAACAAAAAGAAGAAGAUUCUGCCCCAGACAAAAGGGAUCGUAAACACAGCCAUGUCUGCAGCGGUCCAGGUGGCUCGAGGAAGAGGGAGAGGGGCCCUCACACGGGGCGCAUUUGUUGGGGCAACAGCUGCCACUGGCUACCUAGCACCAGGCUAUGGGGCACCCUAUGGAUACAGCACAGCUACUGCCGCACCAGCUUACGCUAAUACAACCAUGAUGGUAAUAGAAUCAUAGAGAUGGUAGGGACCCCUCAGGGUCAUCUAGUCCAACCCCCUGCAAGGCAGGAGUCUUGCCCACAGCCGUCCCUGGGUGGGCUCAAACCACCAACCUUCCGGUUAACAGUGAGAAUGACUGACCCAUUACGCCACCUGAGGACUAUAAGCAACAAUAAAAGCAAGCUUUUAGCAAGCUCUUCUUGGCACCACAUUCUGGCCAUAACUUAACCCAGUCGCUUAUGCCCAAAACUUUCUUGAAGCUGCUGAAUCAUUUCCUUCCUCCAGCACCAGCUUCUUGCACACAGCCAUUCAGAGAUUAAGGGGGACAAAGCUGACCUCCUUUGCCAGUGACUCAAUGUCCAGAUCACACACAGGCACACAAUAGGUGGAUUCAAAGAAAUGGGAGAUUAACAUCUAAUGCGCUGGCUGGAAGCUGCCAUGAUGCCAUGUCUACAGAAGGCUAGAAAAACAUCCAUGAAAAUGAACAUGAUUGUGAAACUGUUUAUAUAUACCUUCCUUCUCUCCACCCUUUUAUUUUUGCUUGUUUACAAACUCUCCUGUGUUUAGUUUAUAACUAAAUAUACCCAUGUGAAGGGCCGGGAUUACUGGAAUUUGUCAAAGGCGAUCGCCCUUACCUCACACAGCAGCAGGUCAAUGAUGUGGAAGACCAUAUAGAGGGGAAAUUUUGCUGUGAACAGUGUGAGGAACCAUUGGGAUGCAUACAUGUGUGCUUCAAGGCUGAUGUCCAGAAAGUGGUUGUAGAGGUCAGGAAUGUACUCCUAAAAGAGAAGAAAAAGACAAAAGUUUGUCCCAAAUAGCAAUAAAUAAACAACACAACCAUCUUCUCAUCUGCAAGACGCUGUUUAAGAUGGAAGCACACAACGGACUCAUAAUACACCACAGAACAUUUAAGUUUCCCAUUAACGUAAUUUACAACGUUUAGGUCUCCUGGACAUCAAUGCCCCUAGGCAGCAACUGGCUUCAAAAAACACCCAUUCUGGUGCAUUAAUGGUGGCAGCAGGGGAGGGGCAAGACCCAUGACCCCAAUGGCCUGCUGAAAUGCCAAGAUGCCGAAGGGCAGCCAGCUGCUGAAGGCUACUGCAAAUGACCUGGCAAGGAAAUUUUCACUUGUCUGGCAUUGUAGAAACACGGGGAUUCAGGCAUGUGAGCCUGCUCAAACUGUAAAGUGCUAAUCAGAGGCCCUGCCACGAAUUCCUUCAUCACUGGAGAUGUGGUGGGUGGACACGUGGUGGUGGUGGGGCUACUCCACUGUGGCACCAAAACUGUGAAACGGCCUCCCGCGUGUGCUUCCCCACUCCAGCUGCAUCUCCAGCAGCUUUCAGAUGUGGAGCAAAUAAAUUCUUUUUCUAAGGGGUCAAUCGGAUGGCUGCUGGCAAAAUGUAGACAAGUCUGUUACCUACAGGGUAACUUUAGUAAAAAACAAAAUUACAGCCCCGCCCCCCCUAGCAAAAACAACUGCCAAGGGGAUCUUUUUUACAAAACCUAAACCUAAAUGAAUUGAGGGACUUUGCAAUCUUAAAUUUUGACAAUCUAUAUUUUAAUUUAUUCUUGGAUUCUUAUUACUGUUUUUGGUGACUAGUAUUGCAAUGGUCUUUGCCUAACAGAUAAUACAAAUCUGACUAAGCAUUUUCACUUAAUGAAUUCUUGGGUUGUCGUAUCAAUUAUUAUUAUUAUUAUUAUUAUUAUUAUUAUUAUUAUUAUUAUGAAAUUCCACUGCUUCUC